AAUGGAACACCAAUCCAAACUAGUACUUUUCAAGGAAUUCAAAAGAGUGUGAAAAACCAAAUAUGCAAAUUGAUGAACCCGCCGCCACUCCGGGGAAGAAUGAAGAACCCGUUAGCUUUGGUUGUUCAAAAAUUAAAAAGCAGAUACCCUUUGUGUUUUCUCCACCAAACAACACAACCCUUUUCGGUACUACAAAUGGAGCUUCCUCCUCUGUCUCAUUUUCUCCGUUGUUUGCUUCUUCUGGAGAUUCUAUUCCUGCUUUUGGUUGUGGCCUGAAGCUCCCUACUACCCAUCCUCUUAACCCCUCUCCCCAACCCUUCAAAAAUUCCCCUAAUCCUUUCUCUUCUUUUUCCAGUUCUUCAUUCCCAUCUAGUUUCAAUUCUGGAUGCACUUCUUUCGAUUUUUCAGCCACUCCUCUCCAUUGCUUCUCCAACAUUCCACAACUCCAAACUCCCAAAUGGGGAACCAAACUUGCUGCUUACUCACCAACCAUUGAUCCUAACCAUAAUCAAUCCCUAACUGGCAACUGCAGCUUUCUCUUUUCCAUAUCAGCUAUGCCUGCUUACGGAAACAAAACCCAUGAAGAACUCAGGUGGGAGGACCAUCAAACUCAACCUAGAGCUGCUGUCUCUCUGCAGUGGCCCCAAAUGGGUGCACUUGGUUUUCCAGUUUUAUCUGGUGCUGGUGGAUGGGGAAAUUCACUGCCUCCAUUUGCUGUCGUACCCCUCCUUCCUCAACCGCCCACCACCUUUUUUGGCCUCACUCCUCUUAACCCCUCUCGCUAUACACCGUCAAAUGUUUCGUGGUCUAUCACUUUUUCCCCUUCCCUUUCUUUUUGACAUCUUUAAUAGUUUCAAUAUCUGGAAAGAAUUCUUGUUUCUUCUCUUUGCUGCUUUUAUUGUCUCCUGAAAAUAGUUCCAAUACUUGGAGCAAUUUGUGCAAAGAAUAAAGAGUGUUUGUUUCUAAUGUACUGUGGAGAAUUGAGUAAUUAUCUUUUACUUAGAUUUUGUUUGCUGGGUUCAAUA
Messenger RNA from Carica papaya (papaya), 1025 nucleotides. RefSeq lists its product as uncharacterized. The record is from RefSeq and is a predicted model, not a curated record. Gene Ontology annotation, biological process: telomere tethering at nuclear periphery; protein import into nucleus; RNA export from nucleus. Gene Ontology annotation, cellular component: nuclear pore; nuclear pore cytoplasmic filaments. Gene Ontology annotation, molecular function: RNA binding; structural constituent of nuclear pore. NCBI's taxonomy places the organism in Eukaryota, Viridiplantae, Streptophyta, Magnoliopsida, Brassicales, Caricaceae.